This is a messenger RNA of Mobula hypostoma (lesser devil ray), 5007 nucleotides long. RefSeq names its product LON peptidase N-terminal domain and ring finger 2 (gene lonrf2). Gene Ontology annotation, molecular function: protein binding; ubiquitin protein ligase activity. Bases 805 to 3132 code for a protein of 775 amino acids. The record is from RefSeq and is a predicted model, not a curated record. Lineage: Eukaryota; Metazoa; Chordata; Chondrichthyes; Myliobatiformes; Myliobatidae. The transcript is spliced from 12 exons.
AGCAAACAACAAUGUACAGAUCGGUAUGUUAAUUGACUAUGGUCAACUGUCCCUGGUAUGUUGCUGAGUGGUCGAAUCUGUGGUGAUUUGAUAGGAACUAGAAAGAAUAACUUGGGAGAAGUGUGGGGUUGGGGUAAAUAAGUGCUUAAUGAUGGAUAUAGAAUUUGUGGGUCAAAAGUGAUGCCUUCCUGUUGUAUGAUUUAAUAUAGUCCAAGUACAUGAUGGAUAAAUAUUUAAAUAGAUUAUCCUCUCCAUGUUCAAAUUUUUAUAGAAACUAUCACAGAUGCAGUAUAAUCCCGGAAAGAUAGAGAAAAAAACAAGAGGUCUUCCACUAUUGGUGGCACCACUGGUGGAAUACACAAGUUAAAGUGCAUGGUAAUUCCCUUUUGCCUCGUUGAAAGCUCAUUUAAUUAGUUAUUGCUUUUGAAAAAUAUAGAAGGUAGAAGUAAAUCUGCAGUUGCUAAAACUCGAGGGAAAGGUGAUGCUUACGGAAAGGUAAGUGCUACGUGACUGGUUUGGCAUUUCGGGUUGUCAGCCCAGAUUGUAUUUCCUGGUUUGAGCGGCUGUGUCCCUCCCGGAAAAAAAAACUAAUCAUCUAUGACAAAAACUGCCGUAUCUUUGUGAGCCUGAGGCUGAAGGAUAUGAGCAGCAGUCCAGCCCAGCCCUCUACUAUUUACAGAACAGCUGCUUAUGUAACAGCCCGUAGCCCAAUGGUUGUGUGGGGGUGGCGGCUGUAGUCUGUAUCACAAACCUGGUAGCGAGCGGCUCAGAUCGCCGAGCCUAGUCCCGGGACCUUUCACUGUGAUGGAGACGUCGGGCGCCCUCAACGAGAUGCUGCAGCUGGCCGACGAGGCUUUCCGGGCCAAGAACUAUGAACUGGCGGCCGACAUCUAUGAAUGUCAGCUGCUGGAGCUGGGCCCCGAGCGGCGCAUCUACCUGCGGAAGGCCGACGCUUUGUGCCGUUGCGACCGCUUCAGCGAGGCUCUGGAGGCCUACCAGAAGGCCGCGGAUCUGGGCCGACUCCGGCCCGACGACAUGCAGAACUUACUGGACAGCAUCACUGCCAACAUCCGCAGUAAGGAGCUGUUGCUCCGGAGCGGCAGGCCGCAGGCUCCGGGCCAGCCCCGGGCGGGCAGCAGCACCGCAGCAGAUCCAAGUCCCGGGGUCGGUGACGAGGAGGAAGAGGACGCUGCCCCAUCUCUGCUAAGUUGCCGCUUGUGCCUGCGCCUGCUCUCGGAGCCCGUAUCGCUUCCAUGCGGACAUAGCUUCUGCCGACGCUGCCUGGAGCAGUCGGCGGCAGCGCCGUGUCGGCUCUGCAAAUACUCCGCCUUUGUGCGGUCUGAAGCUGGGGCCGGAUCCGAGGCCGCCCCCUCCCAAACUUCCACCAGUUCCAGCUUCCGGCCCAACGUGGUUCUCUGCAACUUGAUGGAGAAGUGGUUCCCAUGCGAGAGCCGCGUUCGGCGGCUGCAGGCCGAGGCUGACGGGUUGCUCCAGGGCCGCGACUACCUGGGCGCUCUGAAGCUGACUGAUCAGGCGCUGUCGCUGGUCCCUCAUGACUACUUGAUGCUGUGUAAACGUGCAGAGCUUUAUGUAACUCUGGGACAAUAUGAGAAAGCUCUUUGUGAUGGAGAUGUGGCAUGUGCACUUAAACCACUAAAGGCAACGGGGCAUUUUUGGAAAGCUGAAGCUCUUGCUGAAUUGGGUAGAAUUGAAGAAGCUUUAAAGGAAUACUUAUACUGCCUUGCUGUGAGACCAGACUGGAAAGCUGUAAAACUAAAAGCACAAAAGAUCUUGUGUGAUAUGUUUGUACCCGUCGUGGAAAAUAUGGAGGACACUCUGCUAACCAACAUGCGAGUGCAGGCAACCUCUAUCAGACCCAAGCCUACUUUUCUCAGCGCUUUUAGUUCUGCAUCAGUUGUCAAAGGUGGUAUAGCUGCUGGGCCUUUUGAGUGUUUGAUCAAAGUGAACAAAAUUGUAGUCCAGGAACCAAUUGAUUUGAAUCAAACACUAAAAACAUCCAAGAUAACGCUUGGUGAAAACUUUCUGCCAGUUGACACGGUUCCAUCCUGGCCAACUGAUGACAGUAAAAAGAGAAAGCUAUCAAGUGAGACAGAGUUCUGUGAAAGCUUCAAAAGACCCAACAAAAUGGUUAAAAAAGAUGAACUUGCUCCAUUGACAUUUAAUAAUUUCAAAGCUUCAGGGGAGAUACCUGAGAAGCUUGUGGAUCCAUCUGAUUUUGAAUGUUCUCUUUGUAUGAGAUUGUUCUAUGAACCUAUCACCACUUCCUGUGGGCACACCUUCUGCUUAAGGUGUUUGGAACGCUGUCUGGAUCAUAGUUCCAGAUGCCCGCUUUGUAAAGAAAAUGUUGCCGAGUAUUUGGUAACCAGGGCUUUUGGCAAGGCGUUCCUGAUAGAAGAACUGAUUGUACGGUACCUGCCUGAAGAAUUGAAAGAGAGAAAGAAGUUUCAUGAAGAAGAAAUGAAAGAACUGUCCAACCUCACCGAAGAUGUUCCAAUUUUUGUUUGCACCAUGAGCUUUCCAACUAUUCCAUGUCCUCUUCACGUUUUUGAACCACGUUAUCGUCUCAUGAUUCGCAGAUGUAUGGAAACUGGCACCAAGCAAUUUGGAAUGUGCAUUGGAAGUGACCUUAAUGGGUUUGCUGAUUAUGGCUGCAUGCUAGAAAUCAGGGAUGUGAAGUUCUUUCCUGAUGGUCGUUCUGUAGUUGAUACAGUUGGCAAGCGUCGAUUUAAAGUUUUGCAGCACGGCCAGAGAGAUGGUUAUAGUACUGCUAAUAUUGAGUACCUGGAAGAUGACCAGGUGGAAGGGGCAGAGUAUAAUGAACUGGUCAGUCUGUCUAACCUGGUGUAUGACCAAGCAUUAAGUUGGUUUAAAUCACUCAAGGAUAAUAUGAGAACUCAAAUUCUGAAUCAUUUUGGACCAAUGCCAGGAAAGGAGCCAAUACCUCAGUCAAGUCAAGAUGGUCCUGCCUGGUGCUGGUGGCUGUUAGCUGUAUUACCUUUAGAGAGUCGUGCUCAGCUAGCGGUUCUCUCAAUGACCUCACUCAAAAAUCGCCUCAUUGCUAUUCGCCGUGUAUUAGUAUUUGUGACCCGACGACAGUUCCGAUCAUUGUGAUGAAGAUUUAAUUGGAUAAAUAGCUGCCUUCCAACUGUGUUACUUUUUGUGGGGAAACUUUUUAAAACCCCAUUUGAACUAAAAUAAUGUAACGUUUGAAAAAAAAUAAAAACGAACAGUGAAUUGCUCAUUUCCACAUAAAUUAGUGAAAGAAAAUAUGAUCAUAUCCAAUUAUGUUACGUGUUAGAAUUGCCCUUUGAUUCCAAAGUUAUAUUUGAAGCCAUCACUGCUGUUUUAGAAAAUAUUCUCUUAUUACUGAGAGUCUUGAAUAAAGUAUCUGUAGAUGGAGUUAACCACUGCCUAGCAAAGAAAGAUUAAUUGUGCAGAAGUAUUGAGGAAUAUGUUUUAUUACAAUACUGAUGGGGUGAAAUGAAAAUCUUCGAAUUUGACGUGGCAUACAUGCUACAUAGACUUGAAGUGUUGCAGAUAAUGACCAUAGAUUGCAAGUCUUUGACAAUUCUAGAAGUCAAGAAUGGUACGGCUGAAACUCAAAAUUUCAAAUUGCUGUUCUGAACUUGUAAUAUUGGCAGUGUAUGGCGAAAGAUAUUUUUCAUCAAUUGUCAUUAUUGAAUGAAUUACAUAUGGUCUGAUUAUACUGCUGUUAGGAAUCUUUUGAUUGUAGGCAGAUCUAUUGGGUUCCAUUAAUCUAAACAAGAUGUAUUAUGUUAAACUAGAUUGAACUUGUAUGCCAUCCUCUGCAUGUAUACUGCUGGUGAUACAGAGCAGAGCCAUUCUCUCUGGAUUUUUUUUCAAAAUGUUUUUUUAAGAUUUUAGAAAAUUGCCAUAAUGUUAAGGGCUAACUGUUUAUCUGAAGUUGGCAGCAGCAUAGGAAAAUGUGCUGCUUCAAAUUUGGGUGAGUUUGGUUUGACACUCCUAGCAUAAGGAUAAUUACUUCUGUGUCAUCACAAGCACUUUGUAUUUUUGGCUCAAGGACUCAAGAUAGAUCUGGUAGCAAUAAUGCAUGAUUUACAAUCAUGACACACCUGAUGGCCUGUCAAUGUCUCAUCCAGCUGGAUGUUUAAGUCUGUCCAGACUGAACAUUACCAAGGUAUCAGAAAGGAGAGAACAGUGCAAUUUCAUUCUAAGUCCACUUGUGGUAUGAGCCAAGUAACUUACCAAAAGAUAAUUCGGCAUAGAUUUAAAGUGGGAAGACCGGGUCAGAAUGAUCUGUUCUAGCUUGCAUGUAGGUGCUGAAGUCAGCUUUGCCAAGUCAGAUUGGGACUUGAUUGAGACCUUGUUCUGAACACUGGACAGUGUUUCUACAUCAAGAGAACUUGAUUCUCAUAAAAUUUUUCAUUACCAGUUUUUUUUUUACUAAAGUUUAAUAGAUUUAUUUUCUCAGGUAAGCCUAUUUCUACACUGAACUAUUCAAUACCAUUUAAGCAAAUUCUUAAGCUCAUGAUAAUGAAUUGGAGUAAUUCGGGCCCCAGCAAUUUUAUCCACCUAAUUAUUUCAGUUGUCUGUCCUUUGCCUGAUUGGUUAGUUUAAUUGUUUGUGAAGUUAACAUUUGGAAAUUUUGGAAGAAAACUUGCAUCUCAUCGCGUAACUUCACCUGUUGGAAAUACAAUUAAUAUUGCAUCAUCUAGGCUGCAGGUUUGGCAUCUGUUUUGUAUCAUUAAUUAUGUGUAACUAUUUUUAGAAACAAGCAGUGAAUUCAUGAUGCUUGAAUCAUGAUUGUAUGCAGAUGUUGACAGUAAAUUUCCAGUCACUGUGUCUUUUUAUGCUAUUUUUUUUUCUGAAAUCCCAAAUAUCUCUGAAGUAUCACACAUCAAAGUUGCUGGUGAACACAGCAGGCCAGGCAGCAUCUCUAGGAAGAGGUACAGUCAACGUUUCAGGCCGAGACCCUUUGUCAGGACUAACUGAAGGAAGAGCUAG